ACCAUUUUCAUUUUACAUUGUUUCGUCUAACAUAUAAUUUAUUUAUGUUACUUAAGAGUCGAAGUAACAAUACUUAAGGAACUUCAUAGUACUAAAUUAACAACCUCGCAAUACCUAUAAAGACAUAGAGAAGAACUCGGGUACCUGCCAACAGCGAUAUACUCAAAAUGAUGAAUUUUAUGCGAGGAUCCAUGUUACGCCAAGUAAAAACUGGCUCUCUUCAAUUCUCUCGACUCGGAGUCCGUAAUGCAGCCACCGCUGCAGCCUCAGCUCGCCCUCCUAUUCAAUUGCAUGGCCUUGAUGGUGUCUAUGCUUCUUCCCUUUACACUGCUGCUGUAAAAGAGUCUAAGUUGGACCGUGUCGAAAAAGCUUUGACUACUUUGGGAGCUACCUUAAAGGAACGUCCUGAGCUUUCCCAGUUUAUUUCUAAUCCCUCCAUUAACUAUGAGGAUAAGAAGUUGAUUGUCUCUUCCUUGAGCAAGAUGACUGGUGGUGAUGCCUUAUUGGGUAAUUUCUUCAACCUUUUGUCCGUAAACAAUCGUUUGGCGUUGCUUUCCCGCAUCCAAAAUCAAUUUGAAAAGAUUAUGCGUGCUCAACGUGGUGAAGUAGAAGUCACCAUUACUUCCGCUGCUCCUUUGGACUCUAAGACUUUGUCCCGUUUGGAAUCUAAGAUUGCAAAGUCCAAGUACGGCAAAGGUAAACUCUUGGUACAAAACAAGGUUUCUCCUUCAAUCCUUGGUGGUCUUAUUUUGGAAAUCGGAGACAACAUCCUUGACGUGAGUGUUUCUUCUCGUGUCAACCAUUUGAACCAACUGAUGACAGAUGCUAUUUAAAUGUUUUUCCAAACCUUCUUUUGAGCAUGUUUUCUUGUCGUGCUUGCUGGACAUUUGUCAAUGCAGAAUUUCAUACGCUCCUCUCCUCACUCUGACAGGUCUGAAAUUUCUUUUACUAUCUUCUUUUUCUAUUCUUGCAAUGUUCACUUAUAGUCGUUAUUCGUUCUGUGAAGUGGCAUACUUGAGUUUACUGAAUUAUUAACUUCCGUUUGUUCCGAAUAUAUGCCGUUCAAGUAACACUAUAGAAUGCUAAACAUAGUUUUUAGUAGUUGUUAUUUGAUCUUCUGAUGAAUACGAUUUCCUCUUUUGGAACAGACUAGUUAAAAGCUUUAGCAAAGGCACUUAUACAGUAAAAUUAUUGAAAGAAGAUAUACUUAAAGAUAAAAAUUGGUUUAUUAUCGAUGUAAGCUGUUAGACAUUAUACACUCGAUAGGAGAAGGUCGAAGAUUCUCGUGCAUAUUUAAUUACGGAAAGACCUAAUAGCCUUGAGAAAAAUAAAGUAGCCUCAUUCUUCGUAUUAUAGUCAGAUU
Molecule: messenger RNA, 1363 nt
Organism: Schizosaccharomyces octosporus yFS286
Lineage: Eukaryota; Fungi; Ascomycota; Schizosaccharomycetes; Schizosaccharomycetales; Schizosaccharomycetaceae
Product: F0-ATPase delta subunit
Exons: 3
Coding region: 168-833 (221 amino acids)
Biological process (GO): proton motive force-driven mitochondrial ATP synthesis
Molecular function (GO): proton-transporting ATP synthase activity, rotational mechanism
Source: RefSeq, a predicted model, not a curated record